This is a messenger RNA of Prorocentrum cordatum, 3893 nucleotides long. Lineage: Eukaryota; Dinophyceae; Prorocentrales; Prorocentraceae. The record is from the annotation of a GenBank genome assembly.
AUGGGCAAGUCGGAGAGUGAAUUGUCAGGGUGGGAGUGCAUCUUCACCAAACAGCAGGUCGCGACGUCCACGUUUGAGAGUGCGAGGUCUGCCUCGCGCGGCGCGGGGAGGCUGGACUCACGCCGAGGGUUCGCCCCCAUCGUGCUACGCACCAAGGCCGGCAACCUCGCGCUGAUCUCGGCCCAUUUGAUGCUUGGCCUGGGAAUGAGGGUCCGGACCAGAGGCGCGCUGGUAGCCUUGGGCGCCUUCGCGCAGGCGACGGCGAACCCGUGGCCAGUGCUGGCGGAUUGGAAUAUCGAGCCCGAGCCUCUUCGCUCCUCUGGGUGGCCCGCGAGGUUCGGCGCGGCGACCGCGACCCCGAAUUGCCGCGCCACCGGCGUCGCGGGGCCAGAGCGCGCGCGCGGAUGCAGUCUGACCAGCUCAGGAUGCCCCGAGGUGUCGCCGCGCCCUGAGUUUCGGGCCCCUUGGAAGUCACAUUGUGGCGUGGCGGUGAGUGUCAAGACGGCUCGUGAGCAGCGCUGGCGUCGCCAUCUCGCCGCCGCGAGGGAUCUGCCCGCCUGGGAGAGGCCACGCGCGCUCGAUCCGGAGAGCAAGAGGUCGAAGAAGCGCGAGGCUGCUUGUCUCCGCCGGCAGCAGGCACUCCCCGAGGGAAUGCUGGAGGCGCUCGUGGCCGAGUCGAAGUGCCAGGUCGACAUGAUGCACGGUCGCUGGGCGUCCGUGCUGGGGCUCGCUGCCCAAUUGCACUGGCCCUGUUCAGGCUGGAUACUGCGGGCGCCAGGCGGCUCGGAAGUCGCCCCCCCCGCCAAGGCGAUCUUGGACGCGGGCGCCGCGCUGCCGGAGAACCCUGCCGAGCGGGCGAAAGGGGCCGCUGCGUUCAGCCCGGCGCGCGCCCAGCGCCAAUCCUGCGCGGCGCGGCAGCAGCUCGUGGACAUCUUGAACGCGGUCGAGGCGGCCGGCGCCCGGCCGUCGCGUUCGCGCGCUGCUUCGGGCGCCGGCGCCCCCGAGGAGCUGGGCGACAACCGCGCGGCUGGGGCGGCCCCGACGCCGCGGGGGGCGCGGUCGAAGACCCGCCCCAAGGCGUCGGGAGAGCGGCCGUCCUCUACGUCUGCCAUCCGGGAUACUGCGAUCGCGGGGUCAUCCGCGUUGAGGGCUGCCCUCGCCCGCGCUGCGAUGGGCGCAGGGGCUGGAGAGUUUGCGUUCGACCAUGUGGCUGUGAUCUCGGGCUUGACCAAGUUGCAUGAUUCGGUGAUUUUCGUCUCGCCAAUGCAGACCGCCCUCGAGAUCGGCCCCCCCCUCCCGAGCUCUCGCAGCGCGCCGGCACGGCAGCUGGACGGCGCCCAUCGCGCCCCGCCCGCGGGGCGAUGGAGCUACGUCGACAACAUUUUGCGCGGGGCCGAAGGCGCGGGGCGUCGAGUGAUUUUAGACCCGAGCGCGACCGCUGGAGUCAUGGCUGCCAGGCUAGGUCGUCUUUUGUUUAGGAUCUCGGGCAAGACGCAGCUGGUCGCGAGCUCGGGCGAGAUCGGGGCGAUGCGCCGCGACGCUGUGGCUGGCGCCGCGGGGGCCAAGCGCGGCCGCUGCUCGGCGCCAGCGCUGCCGGCGGCGCGCGGCGCGUCGGGCCCAGACGUUGGCCCGAGGAGGCGACUGCUCAAGGAGCGGGUCGCCCUGUGGCCUGCCCAGCCAGCCCUGCGCCCCAGGAUUGCGAAGGCCUGGCCGCGCGCGCGGACGAAGCUCCGCCGGGGCUCGGCGGUCAGGCGGCGCGGAGUGCGCGGUCGCAUCGCCGCGCUGCAGGCGACGUUCCACGAAGCGGGGCGGGGCCCGCUGUCGGUGACGGUUUGGAUUCGCCCUUUGGCUCGCGGCGCGAUCGACGACGGGAUCUCCCCGACCUUCGGCGAUGACCAGUUCGACGCAGUUGUCCUAGCUCACUUCGAGGACGUGCUCGGCGCCUGCGCGGGCGACUGCGUGGCGCUGCAGUGGCAGCAAGCCGCCAGACGCGUGACAGGUGAGGAUUUGUCGGGCGGCGGCGACAUGGCGACGGCGCGCGUCGAGCUGAGUCGGCUCGUCAAGAGGGCGGGGCUCGACGAGCGGGCCGUCGACCUCGCAGCCAUCUUUGGAGGCCACUGGGCGCGUGACAGGCCGGCGGGCGCCUCCGACGCGCGCGAGCGUUUCGAGGCGUUUGCGAGAGAGGCGCGGGCGGGCUCGACUCGGAUGCAUUCGAAGCACCGCUUCGACAUGAUGAGCCAGCAUGGCCCCGUUUUCUGCAAGGGCAGCGGGCUUACCGCCGCGACCGAUGGCACCCAGAGUGCGAGCGUCGUCGCCAUGUCGAUGGGGGCGGGCUCCGACUCCGUCGACGCGCAAGAGGUCCCCGCGCCGGGCGGGGCCGAGGCUGCCGCCGUCCUCGCCGCCGCCCCCUCGAGGAUGCAGGAUCGGCGCCACCAGAGCAGCUCCCUGACGGGGGCGUUGAGGGUCGCGGUCAGCGCUUCGAUUGCCCCCUACGCAGCGCCGCCCGAGCCCGCGGGCUACAAACGAGCAAGGUCGCGGGCGCCUGGAAAUGGCGGCGGCAGCGAGGCCGAGGAGCUCGAGGUCAAGCAGCUCCAGGAGCACUACGAGUGGCAGAUCCAGCGCCAGGACGAGGACAUGAGGGCCCUGCAGAGAAGGAUGGGCAAGCUCGAGCAAAGGCGCGCGGAGCUCAAGGAGAAUUGGGACCGUGAGCGGAAUGGACUCGUGCGAGAACUCUCCCGUUACGCCGCCGUUCUCACGAGGUACGCGAUACCCCUCGAGGAGGCCUGCGACCAGGACGGCGUCCACGAGCAGGCCCUGCAGCCGCAGCUGCAGCAGGCGCCGCCGCAGCAGCCGCAGCAGCCGCCGCAGCCGCAGGCGCAGAAGCAGCAGGGCGCGUGGGCGGCGGCCCCCGCCAGCGCGGUGCAGCCCGCCGCCACGUCCAGCCUGGAUGCGAAGAUGAAGCGGCUGAACGGGCUGCUGUCCGACGGCCCGGCCCGGAAGGGUGCGGCCGAGCAAGGAGCCGACACGCGACGCGACGCAGCCGGCGGGGCCUCUCAGGGUGGCGCUGCGGCAGCCAGGGGCGGCCUUACCGCUGCAAAGGAGGGCAGCGCCGCGGCCCAGGGCAGCGGAGACGGCGUGCUCGGAGGCUCCACCAUCGCGUCCACGCUGCAGGCGAUGUUCCCGCACGCCACGGUGCGAACGCAGCCCGAAGGCUCUGCCAAGGACGACGCCGACCCCGCCGAGGAGGGCAAGGCCGGCGCCGGAGCGGCCGCCAGAGGCGGGGACGCGGCCUCGGACGACGAGCCGCGGAAGAAGGAGGGGGGCGCCUUCGCGGACGCGGACGUGGUGGCCCUGGCCGAGGAGCUCGAGGCGACCACCGAGAGCCAGAUCGACGACCGCGCCCUGCGGGCCCUGCAGAGCCUCCCCCCCGGCGACGCCAUGGAGGUCCUGCAGAAGGUGGAGGACCUCGUCAACGCCCAGGGCGGGAAGUGCCGCAACCUCUCCUCGAUCUUGCAGAGCGUCUGCAGGAAGCUGGAGCGGAAGGCGGCCGGCCGCAGGGACCCCGCGGCGGCCGGCGUCUCCGUGGGCGACGCGGACGACGGUGCGGCUCCUGGGGGCUCCCUCCGCGGCGAGCGCGAGCGCCGGGGAGCCGAGGGCGUCGCCGCCGAGGUUCACGGGAGGGCACAUGGCGACGAGCUCGGCAGCGACGCGGAGGCACGCGAGGAGCGCGCCGACGGCUCCGGGGGCAGCUCCGCGGAGGAGGGCGGCGGCGGCGGGCACGAGCGGCGCAGGCGCGAGCGGGCCAGCGACGACGAGGAGAGCGAGGAGGGCGGCAAGGAGGCCACCGACGGCUGCUAUUGGACACGGGGGGGAGUGAGCAGCCGCGGGCCGGG